This is a messenger RNA of Sardina pilchardus (European sardine), 3896 nucleotides long. RefSeq names its product D site albumin promoter binding protein a (gene dbpa). Gene Ontology annotation, molecular function: RNA polymerase II cis-regulatory region sequence-specific DNA binding; DNA-binding transcription factor activity, RNA polymerase II-specific. NCBI's taxonomy places the organism in Eukaryota, Metazoa, Chordata, Actinopteri, Clupeiformes, Clupeidae. The record is from RefSeq and is a predicted model, not a curated record. Gene Ontology annotation, cellular component: nucleus. Bases 593 to 1747 code for a protein of 384 amino acids. Gene Ontology annotation, biological process: regulation of transcription by RNA polymerase II. The transcript has 5 exons.
AGAGCGGCCCGUGUUCGUUCCAGCUGACUCUCACCGCGGUUCGAGCGCUCGCGUUUUCUUAUGGGUGUGCGGUGAAAAAAGCGCGUGAAAGACUGAGCGAAGGUGAAACCAUUUGAAGGGAGAGGGAAACAGCAGCAACCAAAUCUCGACUGACUGUUACGUUUUUAUUUUAUUUUUGGUUAAUUAAUCGAAGGAUUUCCAGGCGGUGUUAGGCUCAACAUUUCGCCUGGUCUGGAAUUACCUAUUUCUUGGCGGAGUAUUACUUGAAUAUAUAUAUUUAGGCCGUUUGUGCAUAGGCCUAUGCUAUUUGCAUUUAUUGAUAGUAGUUCUCUUCGAAUCCAUGGACGGCUUUCCUUUACAACUGUUUUUUUUCGGGGAAUAUUUCUGUCCAGGCCAUGAGGAGUAUCAAACUGCUGUAAAGACAAAUACUGCCAAAUAAAUGGACCUCUUGAAAGAAGUGGAGGAAUUCGUCGCAAGUUUAAGAGAUCCAACUUUGUUUGUCCUGGAGGCGAGUGACAAGGGGAGGGAGGUUUAAAACCCCUUAAAGUCCCAGCCUCCGAGAUAGACCUUGAACGCACAUCAGGAAUCAACGAUGUCCAGGCCGCUAACUCAGCUCCUACCACCGGAGGUACCAGCUGUGGCGAGCCCGCAGUUCGGAACCGGCAACCCGUCCGUGACCACCCCUAAUGGCCACCCGAACUCCAUGGCGAGCCUCAAGACCCUGCUGCAGCUCCCAAUCAAAGCUGACCAGCGAGGCAAAGACUGCUGUGAAAUGAAAGAUAAAGACAAGCCGCAGGACUCGGACGAGGAGUCCCAGAGCGCGGGGGGCGUGUGCGGGAUCAGCGGCGGCGCCUCGUCCGUGCGCUCCGUCUCCCAGUCGGCCUUCCUGGGCCCGCUGCUGUGGGAGCGCACGCUGCCGUGCGACAGCGGCCUCUUCCAGCUGCAGUACAUGGACCUGGAGGAGUUCCUGACGGAGAACGGCAUGGGCUGCAUGCCCUCGGCCAACGGCGGCGGCGGCGGCACCGGCGGCUCCGGAGGCGGCGGCACGGGCGGCAGCGCCAGCGCCCAGAUCCCCUCGCAGAGCUCGCCGUCGGCCGUGCCCAACCAGAGCUCGCAGUGCCCGUCGUCGGCCUCGUCGCCGCCGCCGUGCUCCUCCUCCUCCUCGUCCUGCUCCUCCAUCUCGUCGUCCUCCUCCACCUCCUCCCUGCUGGGCCUGGACGGCCCGCAGCCGCCGCCGCCCGUGCCGCAAAGCAUGCUGGGAGGCCCCGAGUGCCUACACGGAGGCCAGGCUGUGCCACCAGAACCUUCAUCGUCCUCGUCUUCAUCCUGUCCACCUCCGCCGGGCCCACUGAGCAACAAUGCCAACGACGUCAUGGUGAACUUUGACCCUGACCCCGCGGACCUCGCGCUGUCCAGUGUGCCGGGCCAGGAGGCCUUCGACCCCCGGAGGCACCGUUUCUCAGAGGACGAGCUCAAGCCUCAGCCCAUGAUCAAGAAGGCUCGCAAGAUGCUGGUCCCUGACGAGCAGAAGGAUGAGAAGUACUGGUGCCGACGUGUGAAGAACAACGAGGCGGCCAAGCGCUCGCGCGACGCCCGGAGGCUCAAGGAGAACCAGAUCACGGUGCGCGCCGCCUUCCUGGAGCGGGAGAACCAGGCGCUGAGGCAGGAGGUGGCCGACAUGCGCAAGGAGCUCGGCCGCUGCCGGAACAUCCUCAGCAAGUACGAGACCCGGCACGGCGACCUGUGAGGACGACAACGACAACGACGAUGGCGGCGAAGAGGAGGAGGAGGAUGAGGAAGAAACGAGAGAAAAGAGAGGAAGAGGAGAGAAGCCAACAAACAAACAUACAAACAAAAAAACAAACGUUAGCACUUCUGAAAUGAGGAGGGGGGGGGGAGGGCACUCUAGCGCCCCCUCUCUGUGGGUUGGGGUUAGACGGGCUAGCGGUAUAAUCAGGUUCACAGCAGGUCCUGAGUGUUUUGUCAGCACUUGCAACACUUGCCGAUCCCAGCACUCCUCCACCCACAUCCCCGCGCCCCCGAACGCCCCUCUCCCCUCCCCUCCCCUCCACCUCCUCGAAACAUUUCCCAUUUCCUCUGUAGUUAGGGAGGGUGGAAAGGAGGCGGUUGGGGGGAGGGGAGGGGGGAGGUGUGGGGUGAAGGGGCAGAUGCUUCUGAAUGCCGAUGGCAUCACACUUUAUGCCAGUCUUACACACAGCCUCACCUCACCAUGGCACCACACAAGCGGAGAGGUGGGCAGUGGCUCCACCGAGCGCCACAGACAGUCCACAGGAUGGGCAAGGCCGAUGGGGGACACAGGUGUAAUUUCUUCUUUUUUUUUUUUUUUUUUUACUAUGACAGCAACAACAACAACAACAACAACAACAACAAGAAAAUUUCACUCGAUUAAAAACGAAAUAAAACUUGUAUAUUUUUGAACCGGGGUAAAGGGGCAGGGGGACACGGAGAGAGAAGAGUCUAAGCUUAAAGGAGGAGUCGCGGAGGCGCGGAGGUAGAGGUUGAGGAGACAGGAGGAGAGCCAUGAGAUUUUGACACCAGAUAGGAAAACUUGUAUAUUUUUAUAUUUGUGGAGUCAAAGACGAGGCGACGAGAUUUUGGAAAUAAUCUUUUGUAUAUUUUCUAUAUGGGUGGGAGGGGGCAGUAGAUUGGGCAUGUAGGCUGUACACGUGAGGGCUAUCUGAGGACUUUUAAACACAAAUCCAGGAGUAUUCUCAGAUAUAUAAAUAUAUAUAAAUAUAUAUUUUAGUGGUCAGACUGGCUUUAGCGGUUCAGGGACGAUGAGGCGGCUUUUCUUAGCAGAAGAAUGUAAAAGAAGUUCAAAUCAGGGGCAAAGUGGUAGUGGUGGUGGUGGUGGUGGAGGAGGGUGUGGGGAUCCCGAGGAAGGAAUAUUUCUUUGCGGAUGAAUACGAGAAGAAAGGAGAUGAAAAUCUGUGUAUAGUUUUCAUUUUUAUGUUUCUCUUUUUAUUGUGAGUUCAUUCAAGCACUUAAUUUUGAUCUCUUCUCUUUGAUUCCCGUUUUGAGCUUAAAUAUGUGUGUUUGUUCUAACCUGGGUGGUUUAGGAGAGAGAGAGGAGCAGAGAGACCAUCAUGUACACACACUACUAUAGUAUACAGUACUACGGUUAUGAAAGACUUCUUUCCAUGUAUAUAUACUGAGAUGCUUGAAGAAGCCUUGGCUGUAAAGGAAAUUAUGUAUACACUCAUGCAUACACAUUUACACACAUAAUCAUACACACACACACACACACACACACACACUCACACCCAUACUGAAAUACCAACAUAAGCUUGAUCUUCAUGUGACCUUUCUCCAUGGUCAGUAUAAUGACAACGCACAAAUAAGACAUUGACGUGGAGUCUGACCACUCCCUGCACUCUGCAUUAUCUUACACACACCCACAUCCACACACACACACACACACACACACAGAUAGCACACUCUCUCUUAUCCUCUUUCUCUCUCUGAGUUGACUAGUGAAGUGUCAUUGAGUCGGAUUUUUAGAUUUUCGUCACCCAGGUAUAGCGGGGCAGUGAGUGAGCGACUGCAUGUGUUUCCCACCACAAACCUCUCUAUGACUGUUCCACUACAUGGUGCUCACGAUGAUCCCACUACCUGAAACACAAGUACAUAUUUACACACACAUACACACACACACACACAUACAUACAUACACAGUACUGAACUGCCUAUAUCGAUUCACCUUGUUUAUGUUUUAUUUCUUUUUGUAUAGUAAGAGGAAUGGUUUUUAGAUCUACACACAACAGUAUGUCUAAACCUCCCAACAAAUUGAACCCACAUGAAAGAUCCCUAAAUGCUACUGUACUAUACGGAAAAAAAUGUACUAUUGAAUAUUAAAAUAACUAUUUCUCACUAGA